UGACACUUAUUUGUUGACAUCUGUGAAGACUGUCAAAAAUUAUUCAUCUUGUUUCCUGGUUAUUUUUUGUGUGUAAUUUAAUUACGUUUCAAUUUUAAAACUACAUUUUCGUGUUAAUGCCUCUAAUUAACGUGAUCUGACUGGAGAAUUAAAGUGGAUCGAUGUAAGGUUACUAUCACGUAACAGUUUGUGCGGUAAAAAUGGAGAAGCCUGAUAAGCCAGUGGCGAGCGGGGUGCAACCGAUCGUGAAAAUUGGGCACUACACCCUGGGCGCCACGCUCGGGGUCGGUACAUUCGGGAAAGUGAAGAUCGGCGAACACCAACUCACGAAGCAUAAGGUCGCCGUGAAGAUCCUGAACCGACAGAAGAUCAAAUCGCUGGAUGUUGUUGGAAAAAUCCGUCGUGAGAUACAAAAUCUUAAGUUGUUCCGGCAUCCGCAUAUCAUCAAAUUAUACCAGGUGAUCUCCACUCCAACAGACAUCUUUAUGAUAAUGGAGUAUGUGUCGGGCGGAGAGUUGUUUGACUACAUAGUGAAACGUGGCAAGCUGCAGGAGCAUGAAGCUCGCAGAUUCUUCCAACAGAUAAUCUCCGGUGUUGACUACUGCCACAGGCACAUGAUUGUGCACCGGGACCUCAAGCCAGAGAAUCUGUUGCUGGACCAUAACAUGCAUGUCAAGAUUGCGGACUUUGGUCUAUCUAAUAUGAUGAUGGACGGGGAGUUUCUCAGGACUUCUUGUGGCUCACCAAACUAUGCUGCCCCUGAGGUAAUCUCCGGCAAACUGUACGCCGGCCCAGAAGUCGACGUGUGGUCCUGUGGUGUCAUCCUCUACGCCCUCCUCUGCGGCACCCUGCCUUUCGACGACGAGCAUGUCCCAACUCUCUUCCGGAAAAUAAAAUCCGGAAUCUUCCCUAUCCCGGAAUACCUGAACAAGAGUGUGGUCAGCUUGCUGUGCACUAUGCUGCAAGUGGACCCCAUGAAGAGGGCCAGCAUCGAGGACGUAAAGAAACACGAGUGGUUCCAGAAGGACCUGCCGGGGUAUCUGUUCCCGUCUCCUGUUGAACAGGACAGCAGCGUAAUCGAUACAGAAGCCAUAACCGAAGUGUGCGACAAGUUCGGUGUGAAAGAGCACGAAGUCCACAAUGCGCUCCUCAGCGGCGACCCUCACGACCAGCUCGCCAUCGCCUACCAUCUCGUCAUAGACAACAAGAGGAUUGCUGACGAGGCUGCCAAAGCUGAGAUCAAGGACUUCUAUGUUGCCAGUAACUCGCCGCCGGCCGUGACGGAGAGCGGGCGGCCGCACCCGGAGAGGAUCGCUCCUCUGCGCGACAAGACCUCGCCCGUGCAGCCGCAGCAGGACAAAGCCCGCGGCACGCCCGUCAAACGAGCGAAAUGGCACUUGGGCAUCCGUUCUCAGAGCAAGCCCAACGACAUCAUGCUUGAAGUGUUCCGCGCCAUGAAGGCCCUCGACUACGAGUGGAAGGUCAUCAACCCCUACCACGUCAGGGUCCGCACACUAAACAAAAUGACAACUAAACACGUCAAGAUGUCGCUCCAGCUGUACCAAGUGGACUACAAGUCCUACCUGCUCGACUUCAAGUCUCUCUCGGGCGAGAAGGAGGACGCCGAGGAGGACUUGGCGUCCCCCCUGGCGCCGCCGCCGCCCCUGGCGCCGCCCUGCGCCAGCCUGCAGAGCCUGCAGCCGCAGGGACACCACACUAUGGAGUUCUUCGAGAUGUGUGCGGCACUUAUUAUACAGCUAGCCAGAUAAUUUAGAUAUGGCUUAUGUGGGACAAAAAGUUUUUUUAGGGUGCAGUGUGCAUUGCAUCAUAAUGUUCGCUCUUAUCAAAUGCCAUGCAGCUACAGAUUGUCUUAAAUCUUAAUAUAUAGAAUACAGGGUGGGCAAAUAAGAAGAAUACAUUUUGUUUUUAAAUUUAAACUAUAUUAAGUUCAAAGAUUAUUAAGUAUUAUUUUAAAUAUAUACUCUUCAGGGUUGGCAAAUACAUGCGGAACAUAACUUAAUUUCUGACAUGUGUCCACCUCUAACAGCAGGGAAAUGUAAGCCCUUAUCAUCGCAAUUUUCUCGGUUUUAACUAUUUAAAUUUCAUCAGCUUGUUAGCAUAGACACGUAACGCAAAAUUUUUGGGAAUUUGGGUGCCAAUCACUGUCACUAUUUCUCGAAUUUAAUCGAGCAACAUUUGAGAAAAAAUUACUUGUUGUUAGAGGACAUUUGGCAGAAAUAAUCUUUCGUAUACACUUGCCAGCCCUGAAUAAUAUAUUUACGAAAAAAUAUUUAAUAUAUUUUGCAUUUAAUGCAAAUAAAAUUGAAAAACAAAGUGUAUCACUCUUAUUUGACCAACCUGUAGAACAAAAAUAUUAUUUGAGCGUGCAUUGCUUUUUGGAUCAUGCUUAUUAUCAUAACUAGCGAGAUAAUAGCCUAGUCUAGACCCAAUGUUCCAAAUUUGGAACUUAUCACGAAAUAAAUUAUGUAUUAUAGCAACGGAAAUUUUUCGUCAAUAAUGUCAUUGAAAUUAUGCAAUUAUAGUCUAAUCAAUGGUAUUUUAAUACCUUAUGUUCUAUGCUGUAUAUAUUAAUAAUUCCUUAAAGUUGAUUCAGUAUUAUACCUUUGUAUAAUGUUUGUUGAGGUUUCCUUAAAAUUUAAUUGUAUAAUAUUGUAUAAAAAAUUGGGAUUGUAGGAUAAUGUUAUUUGAUGGUUAGUGUGAUGUUCCAAGGCGCUUUUAAGUUUGUACCACGUGGCACAAAAAUCAUUCAAUCGAAAAUAAUAAUGAGCACGAUCAUCUAAAAUUAAAAUGAACGAAAACGAGAAUUAUUGUGAUAUAAAUAAUUUUAGAUACAAAAGUUAUUUUGCCAAAGAAAUCUGUCAGGAAUCAGAAUAAAAGUGCCUUUGUAUUUCGUAAGUCAAUAGCCAAAGUGUCUAUUUAAGCUAAAUAAAUACACGCAUUCGAUCGAAAAUACAAGACAGUUUAGGGUAACUACCAAAAAGCAACAGUCAUUGACACCUAUUUUUGUAGGAAAGGUAUACUUUUAAUAAAAUAGGUUGAAGGUGCCAACCAUUGGAGGGGUGCCGACGAUAGGUAGUUAACCGGUAUUUUGUUUAUAUUCUAAUUUAACACACGUUAUUUAUUUUCGCCUUCGUUGGCUGCGAGGGUUAUGGCCCAAAUUGUCUAAGAGCAUUCGCUAGCUGGCGCGGUUGCACGGCCCGCCCGCUAGCGGACGCCCUCGGGCGCAAAAAAUGUGAGGGUAUUGACAUACAAUCUUCUCAGAUUCUGUAGACUUGGCCUUGGGCACUUGUUACUAUUAAUUUAAUUGUAUUGUACAAAGUAACUUAUUGUACAGCUUAAAAUGUUUAAAGUGCAAUGAAAAAUAUACUUCCAUUUAACUAGUUUUUCUGUGUCAUUAAAACCUCUUAGAAAUA
Molecule: messenger RNA, 3434 nt
Organism: Cydia pomonella (codling moth)
Lineage: Eukaryota; Metazoa; Arthropoda; Insecta; Lepidoptera; Tortricidae
Gene: AMPKalpha
Product: 5'-AMP-activated protein kinase catalytic subunit alpha-2
Exons: 8
Coding region: 201-1769 (522 amino acids)
Biological process (GO): intracellular signal transduction; protein phosphorylation
Cellular component (GO): cytoplasm
Molecular function (GO): ATP binding; protein serine/threonine kinase activity
Source: RefSeq, a predicted model, not a curated record